Molecule: messenger RNA, 2633 nt
Organism: Budorcas taxicolor (takin)
Lineage: Eukaryota; Metazoa; Chordata; Mammalia; Artiodactyla; Bovidae
Gene: APLN
Product: apelin
Exons: 3
Coding region: 1-234 (77 amino acids)
Biological process (GO): signal transduction
Molecular function (GO): apelin receptor binding; hormone activity
Source: RefSeq, a predicted model, not a curated record
AUGAAUCUGCGGCUCUGCGUGCAGGCGCUCCUGCUGCUCUGGCUUUGCCUGAACGCGGUGUGCGGAGGACCCCUGCUGCAGACAUCUGACGGGAAGGAGAUGGAAGAAGGCACCAUCCGCUACCUGGUGCAGCCCAGGGGGGCGAGGAGCGGCCCAGGGCCCUGGCAGGGAGGUCGGAGGAAGUUCCGGCGCCAGCGGCCACGCCUCUCCCACAAGGGCCCCAUGCCUUUCUGAAGCAGGACCGAAGGGGCCACCACACGCCCACCCCCUGCGAUUUCUCUCUGCUCCUCCAUAGAUCGGCCUGCUUCUCUGGAGCCCUCACAGCCAUUCGCCUCACCUGGCCCCUCUUCUAGCUGCUCACCGGCUGGCUCUCCUCCCCUACCUGCCUUCCCAUCAAGGAUCCAUUCAGCCCCUGAUUCCUGACUUGGGAGACCUCGCACUGGAAUGCCAGCCUUCCCCCUGCUCUAAGCCCUACCUCUCCUGUCUGAUACCCUAAUGCCUAACCCUUCUCUGGCCUUUCCUGCCUCAGGUAUGCCAUGCGGGCUGGGUGGAACCCUCCCUUCUUCAACUAGGGCAUCAGCCUUCCCCUGGCUGCCAGAGGGGCACAGGGAGCCAAGCAAUGAGAGACUCUAGUGAGAGGGGAGAGGGAUGGGGUGUUGGCAGGCAGACAGGGUGCCUUGAGGGGCAUGGGAAUGGGGGCUUGGCGCUCUGGUGAAGGAGGAGGUGAAGCACCAGAGAAGAGAGGAAUAGCUACUGUGGUGUCUUCCUCCUCCUUGAAUUUGGCCCAGUUAUGGAAAGAGGUGGAGAGGGGCCAUGCUGUACUGGGUUGGCCAAGAAGUUCGUUUGGGCUUUCCAUAAAGCUGUUAUGGAUACUUUGUCACUUCUCUCACCACCUUGCUGCGCUGCCUGACCGUCCCUCUGCCCCUACCCCAGCUAGUUUCAGCUCCAGCUUUGGAGGGGGGGAGAUGGGCCUGAGGCGGCUCUGUACCCUCCCAGGAACGAAAGCCAAGCAGGACACUUGGUUUUGCCAAGAAUCACAGACUAUCAGAGCCAAAAGGCACCUUGGAGAUCACUUGGCUCCACCUCCUUAUGCAAACUCCUGCAAAAAGCAGAGGCCUGGAGGGGGAUGGUGACCUGCUCAGUGUCACCAGAGCCAGAAUGAGGGCUCAGGUCUCCCGCUCCCACGUGAGGACGCCCUCUUCCUUCUUGAUGAGGCUUUCCGAAGCCAUGAAGUGCCUUUCUCCCGGGUUUGGGGCUCAGGGUGCCUAGGAAGGGAGAGGGAACUGGCUGUGAGCUGCCCCGUGGUGGGAUGGAGCGGUCCCAGCCUCCCUGGCCUCGGGUCCAUUCCCCAACCUGGCCUGGAAAGUUCUAUGACUGGCCAGCCACUCCCAUUCCUGUGACACUCGCAGACCCCAGGUAUUUUCAUAGCGGCAGCUCAGGCACCGAGACUCCCAGGAGCCAGGAGAUGGCCUUAACCAACUGGACUCAAUAGCCUUCCCUUCAUGUUGACAGGACUUUCUCUUCCAGUGGCCUUUCCUUGGGGAGGGGGGAGACAGCAAGGAGAGAGGAAAGAUGGGAGGAAGUGUGGAUCUCAGCAGGCUUUCUUCUGAGAGGCCUGGGAAGGAGAAAAGGGAAGACAGGAGCCUGAUGGCCACCCAUGUAUGUGUGGGAGCAGGGGGAGUCAGGGCCCCCCGAGUCCCACAACAAAUCCCUUUCGCCUAUACCUGAACCCUUCCCCUUCCCUCCACUGCUGCUAACGCUACUGCUGUUGCUGCUUCAAGGCCCACCCUGGGGAACCAGGCUGGGCACCCGCUGACCCCCCAAUGCCUCUCAGCCUGGAGUUGGGGCUGACCAGUGUCCAGAAAGCCUCUUCUGUCAUGGACACCCCCACCAGGGACUGGGCUGUUUUCCCCUCUUCCUCUCUGCUUCUCCUGUCGCAUCAGUUGCCCAGCCCUGUGGGGAACGAGAUGGAAAGGAAUGGCUGGGAAAGUCUGGGGACACGAGCAGUGGGGGUGCUGAGGGGCUGUCUUAUUUAAAGUGGUUGUGUGUGAUUCUUAGACUAAUUUAUACAAAGUUAUUAAGGCCCUUUUCAUUAAGAAAGCAUCCCCUUUCCCUAGUUGUGUUCACUGUGUUUGUAAAGAUUGUUCAGUGUAAAUAUGUCUUUAUAAUAAAGAAUGAAAAGCUGACAAUUCGCCCUUACUCUUGGAGGUCACGUUCAGGAGGGGCACACCUCUCCCCUGAGGUCCCCAUUCCCCCCCAGCCCCUGCCCCGCAAUGCCCAUGAACUUCACGCACAGGGAAGAAAGUGCCUGCCUCCUAUAUCAGUUCCAGGUCUGAUGGCUUCUAACUAAAUUGCCCAAAACUCACAAAAAGAAUCGCGAUGCUUAAUGACCAGUUCAUAUAACAUGCAGUCCAGUUUUAAGUGUGUUGGCAUCUGUUUGAGUGUCCUAAUUGUUAUGUGCAGUGUCCUUUAAGGGACUUUUAAAAAUUUAUUUAAGAACAUUCUGAUUAAAGGUGGGAUUUCUACUAAAAAUUGUUUUAUAUCCUUGGUGCGUGCCUUCUUCUAUUUUUAUCUACUUUUGAACACUCCUGGGACUUUUUAGCCAGUUUGCCUUUCUUGAGAAAUGUUCUGUU